Paramecium tetraurelia is the source of this 3912-nucleotide messenger RNA. RefSeq lists its product as uncharacterized. Lineage: Eukaryota; Ciliophora; Oligohymenophorea; Peniculida; Parameciidae. Gene Ontology annotation, cellular component: nucleus. The transcript is spliced from 2 exons. Gene Ontology annotation, biological process: nuclear-transcribed mRNA catabolic process. Gene Ontology annotation, molecular function: 5'-3' RNA exonuclease activity; RNA binding. The record is from RefSeq and is a predicted model, not a curated record.
AUGGGUGUUCCCAAUUUCUAUUCUUGGCUCAUGAGAAGGUUUCCUCUCUGUCUCUAUGAACACACUCGAGCACAAAGAGUAGAUUAUUUCUAUCUAGAUAUGAAUCAAAUCAUUUACAAGUGUGCAACUGAUCCCACUGUGUUAUUCAAGGAUUAAUUGAGAGAACGAGAUUUCGAUGACAUUUGGGUCUCAAUCCUCAACUAUUUGGACAUGAUCAUCAACCUAGUUAAUCCUCAGCAAUUACUGUUUUUGGCAUUUGAUGGAGUUGCCCCACGUGCUAAAAUGAAUUAAUAGCGUCAGAGACGGUUUCAAUCAUAAAAGAGAUAUAAGUAUUUAAGUGCUCAUCUUCAAUAAAUUGGUUUAUUUCAAAAGAAUGAGACCUACAAAAAUAAUCAAUUCAGUCCUGGUACUGAAUUUAUGACACAAUUAAAUCAAUAGAUCAAAUUUUACAUUGAGAGAAAAUACUCUGAAGAUCCAAAAUUCAAGAAUCUCAAAAUCAUUUUCUCUGGCUGUGAUGUACCUGGAGAAGGAGAACAUAAGCUACUUAGUUUCAUUCGUAAUUUGUAAUGCGAUCCUAACAGUGUCCAUAUGAUUUAUGGAGCAGAUGCAGAUUUAAUAAUGUUAGGCUUACUAACUUAGUUGAAGAAUGUUCUCAUCAUUAGAGAAGACCUCAAAUUCAAACAAACUGCCAGUGCUGCAGCAAAUAGAGUUGUCAAAAUCCCUGAAUUUCUUGUGAUCAAUAUUUCUAUUGUAAGAGAGUAUUUGGAUCUGGAAUUUGCAGUGUUGAAGGAUAAAAUGAAGGUUCCUUAUGAUAUUAAUCGCAUUAUUGAUGAUUUUAUUCUGCUGUGCUUCUUUGUUGGCAAUGAUUUCCUACCCAGGAUCUUUUGUUUUGACAUCAGAAUAGGAACCAUAGAACCUCUCGUUGACUUAUUCAAAAAUCAUCUAACUAAUGCCAAUGAUUACCUAGUUCAUAGAGGAGAUAUCAAUUACAAAGAAUUGAUAAGUCUUCUUGAUUUACUGUAAGGAUUUGAGAAGCUGUGCAUUAAUGAUAGAUAACAAGAGAUGCUUAAUUAUUUAAACACUAAACAUUAAAAUAGGUAAGUGAUUGCAAAAGAAAAAGAAUUGAUUGAUAAUAUUUUGAAAUACUUUUCACUCCAAGAAUAAACAGAGGGAAGAAAAUUUUAUUAUAAGGCCAAAUGUUAAAUUACCAAAGAUGAUGAGUUAGAUCUAGAUAAAUUGGGAGAUAUGUGUGUUAAUUACAUGGAAGGAAUUUACUUUGUGUUAUAGUAUUAUUUCAAAGGAGUGCCUUCAUGGGAAUGGUAUUAUAAAUAUUAUUAUGCUCCUCUGUGUGGAGAUCUUGUUGGAGUAGUAUCAAACAUGGUAAAACAAUUAUAAGAUAAGGAAGAGCCUAUCUUAUUAACAAAGGGCGAACCAUAUCCUCCAUUUAAAUAACUACUUAGUAUCUUAACUCCAGAAAAUGCUUAGCUAUUACCUGAACCGUAUGGUAGAUUGUUAACAGACAAGGAAAACUCAAUCCUCAGAACUCCUAUCGACUACUAUCCUGAAAACUUUGAAACUGAUUCCUAUGGUACAAUGUAUGAACAUCAACAUAUCACGAAGAUUCCUUUUUUGGAUUGCAAAAUUGUUGAAGAGGCAUAUAAUUCAGUUCCUGACACGCAAGAUAAAAGGAAUUAAUAAGCUCAAUCUAUUUUCUAUCAAUAUGAUUCAAGUCAAUAAUAGAUAUACGAAUCUACUUUGCCCAAACACUUCAGCAACUUCAAGUCUUGUUGUAAGAAGUAGUUUAUAGAUAUUGACGAUAAAGAAUAAUGCUAAAUAGCAUGUGGAUAAUAAUAAAUUAUGGAGUAAUUUGAAAAUACUUUCUAAAUUCCUACAUUACAAGUAGUAAACAUUAAGUCAUCGAAAUUGGUUAACAUACAAAUGCACGAAGAUGAUAUGAAGAAAUUUGAGAAUCAGUACUUGCUAUUAGAGCUGCAAUCGGCUAAAUUUGAUUUCGAUUAAUUUAUUUAGGAUGUGAUCAAAAAUAAGAACUUUGUCUAUUGUGGUUUCCCUAUACAAUAAUAAUGCGAAGUGCUAGCUAUUCUCAGGCCUGAUCAUUUAAACUUACUUGAAGGAGUUAAAUUGGCAUCAGUCUAAUUGCUAAAGGAUUACAGCAAGAAGGAUCAUAGCAAGAUAUAUAAAGAAAUAAGAAACAAAACCUUAAAUCAAUAUGAGAAAUUCAUGAAAUUAGAUUGCACAAUAUUUUUGAUUGUAAAACAAUAUAAACAUUACAUCAGAGAUAAUAAUAAUCAAUUAAGUUACCCAUAGGAACAAUAUAGAGAAUUAGUAUAUCCUUAUGAAUUUGUAUUUACUGAUCAUAAGAUUAAAUAUAUUAUCCCAAAUUUCGAAGAUUUCCAGAUUGAUCGAUAAGUUGUGAUUUUCCAUGAAAAGCAAAAUGGAGCCAAUGGAAUCAUCAAGCAAAUUGAUUAAAAAUUAACUGUCCAAAUCACAGCAUCUCCAACUUUAUUGGGAUAUGAUUAUAUUCACUCUGACAUUUAUUAUUCUUUACAAAUUGUUAGUGAGAAACUUCAAUGUUCUGUUAAAACAUUAUUGAAUUUACUUGGCAGUGUAGUAGUAAAUAUGGAGGACAAGGAAUCAAAGAUUGCCGACCAAUUAGAUAUUGGAUUGAACAUCAUUAAUAGAACUAACAAUCAAUUAGUCCCAGAAUUAGUCAGAUUACCUUAGGCUGAUUAAUAUGCAACUGGAUCAUCUAAGUAUCAGAAAUUCAAAGAUCUAGAGUUAUCUGAAAAAUGUGUUACUAUACUAUGCAAAUACAGAAACCAAUGUUCAAGAGUUUAACAAUAUCUAAAUUAGUUGAAUGAUAGUUAAAGAAACUGUCCUAUUAAUGCCAAGGAUCUGUUUCCUAACUCUACUGAUCCUAAUAUUGAUCUCCUUAAAAUUUAUAUUUGGAUUUUGUAAUUGCCUGAAUCUUAGUAUCUAUUACAAGGUAGUUCAUCAAAAGUUGCUGAAAUUAUGGUUCAUAAAAAACCAAUCCAAAAUAAUAAUAUAAACACUAUGGAAAAGGUAGAUCCUGGCUUUGCAGUUUAAUAAACAACUUAGACCUUCCUUCCUCCAUUCUUUAUCAAACAUCCCACAAUUCAUAAAAUUGGAGACAGAGUUGUGAACUUGAACUAUCCAUUUGGCAUAUAUGGUACUGUAGUUGGAUUGCUGGAAUAAAAGGAAAUUAUGGUUCAAGUUUUAUGGGAUUAGAAAUACAUUGGGUUCACUAAUCUUGGUGGAAGAUAUGACUUAUUGUCAUGUUCAAACUGCAAGUUUACAGACAUCUUUAAUCUAUCUAGUGAAGAUUGGAGGUUGAAUCUUGCCAAGAAAGGAUGUCAUAAAGGAGAGUUUUGGGAUUUAUGGACUAAAGUUUAUAAGCCAGACUUCAAAUCCAGAGCCAUUGAAUGCCAUGACCAACUAAAAGAAUAGAAUCCAUUCAAACAAUUAGUUGAAUUACCUGUUGAAACCAGACCAAAAGUCUUAGUAAAAGAUAAGGAUGCUCCUCAGGGUUUAGAAUUGCUAUAAAAGCUUGUUUAAGAAUAACCUAAUUUAAUCACCAAUUAACCCUUGCAAGGAAUCAAGGAAGAGAACAUUGAUUAAAAUGAAGAUGAGGCUUAAAAAGAAAUUAAAAAACUAUUUCAAUUGUAAUAGUAAAUAGAUUUGCAAUCUUAAGUGGAAUAGUUAAAGCAGACAUAGAAAUAAACUAAUGGAGAAGAUCAAAAUGUAUAAUCUUAGUAGAUUGAAGAGAAAGAAGAAAAAUAGAAUCCCUAAUAAUAAAUUAAACAAUAAGCAUAACCUUAAUAGGUUAAAAAAGUAUUAACUAAAAAAAAAGAUUAAUAAUAAGUCUAGUAAUGA